ACUUGAAGAAUGUUGACAACUGAGCGGGAAAAGCAUGGUUGUAUGUUAAAGCGAGAAAGAGGACAGAAAAUGCUCUAAAUAUGAUAAUAGUCAUGGACAUUGUGCCUUAAAAACGGCUCAAAGACAUGCAAUUUCAUAGAAUAGCUAUUGGGAUUGUUACCGGUGCAAGUAUUAUCCAUUGUGUAGGGGAAUACGUCGCGGAUUUGACUUGGCUUACUGGACCUUCUAUGUUGCCAACUUUAAACAGUCAAUCAUCAGGCGAUGUUGUUAUAACAGAACUAGUUACUAGAAAAUUGCACUUGCUGAAAAGAGGAGACAUUACCAUUGUAAGAUCUCCAGAAGAUCCAACAUCCUCUUGUUGUAAAAGAAUAGCUGCAAUGGCAGGGGAUUUGGUUUCCACAGGACCAGAUGAAGAUGAUUAUAUCAAGGUACCAAAAGGUCAUGUUUGGUUGCUAGGAGAUAACCCUGAUGACUCUAGAGACUCCAGAGAUUAUGGCCCAGUCCCCUAUGGGUUGAUCACAGGAAGGGUCUGUUUCAAGGUAUGGCCUUUGUCAGAAUUUGGUAGAAUUGAAUAAGUCACAAUUAUAAGGAAAUGCAGUCGAAUAACAUCAGAAAAACAAUGUAAAAAUAUAGGAAAAGUACAAAUGAAAACACCACAAUUCCACUUAGUUGAUACAUCUACAAUGUAUUUAAAGGGGCAGAAAUCAGUGAAAAAGAUGUACUCGUUAUCCAGAGAAAUUUCAGCCUGAAUUUAAUGUAGAAGCUGGCCAGGGGUGUAUUUUGAAUCUUAGGAACAAAAAAAAAUAUAGAUUUUGCAUAAACUAUACUGUAUGAACAAAAAAAUAAUAAUACAACAUUUGAUAUAGAAAGGUUUUAUUGUCAGUAAUUUUAGAUAUUGUUUUGUACACAGUACUAUUACUAAAUCAAUUAUUAUCCUGAAUACAUGUACUCCUAUUAUUUUCAAAAACAAAGUUGGUGAGAAUGGGAAUAGUCUAGAAAGGGAAUUGCCCUAUUUCAUUAUGAUGUCAGACUAUGUUUACAUUGGAAAACGAWGCGAUUUUAUCUGACAACCUUUUUAAAAUAGCUACAGUAUCAGUACAGCUCUUUCAGAAACGUUGAAUACGGCAGUAAAUUAUACUGAAUGUGGCAUGAUAGUAUAUUCCAAGACAGCAAUACAUUGUUGUUAUUAAACUUCUUGUUAGGUGCAUUACAAAAUAGUAAUUCAUCUAAAUUUACAUGUAAUUGCUCUAAAUAUGCCUUUUUCCUGUUCAAAGCAAGCAACCGCUGCUUUAGUUGACAACAGUCUCUCAUGCGCAAA
Exaiptasia diaphana is the source of this 1318-nucleotide messenger RNA. Its product is annotated as mitochondrial inner membrane protease subunit 1. Gene Ontology annotation, cellular component: membrane; mitochondrial inner membrane peptidase complex. The record is from RefSeq and is a predicted model, not a curated record. NCBI's taxonomy places the organism in Eukaryota, Metazoa, Cnidaria, Anthozoa, Actiniaria, Aiptasiidae. The transcript is spliced from 6 exons. Gene Ontology annotation, molecular function: serine-type endopeptidase activity. The coding region runs from base 126 to 575 and encodes 149 amino acids.